AUGUCCGACGCCGAACGACAAUCACCAAGGGCAGCAAUUCGCAAUUGGCUCCAAACUACUGGCAGCAAGUCGACUGCAAAGCCCGCCGAUGCAUCUCGAGAGCAACAAAACAUUGAGCGGGGAUCGAGGCAUCGUUCGAGGCAGCACCACACGAGGAGGUAUCCAUCAGAAACCAAGGAUCGGCAUGAUGAUAAAGCUGGCCAAAAGCACCAAAAAGACAAUAAGUGUGGGACCCGGCAGACACGUGUCGCAGAUAAAGUCCUCCUCGUCAACUCGCACCAAGCACAACCCCAAUUACACUUGAGAGAGAAUACUGCCGUCAUUUCGAACGGCCUUGGUCUCGCGGAGCGAUUGGGACUCCAUGCACCUUUUCGUACCUUCAAAGAUCACAGCGAUGACGAUAUCCCGGACCUCCGAAGUCACCCACGGAAGCGCAAGCGCAGCAGGUCUUCCACGAGCUCUUACCUCGAACCUGCAGCAGCCAAUGACCUCUCAGAACAUGACCAUGACCGUUUUCGUCAUGCCACGAUACUACGUACGCGGAGUACAGGGCCAGUGCUUGACGAUAGAGGCCAGCACGUUUCACCUACGGCGUCCCAGGGUUCGGAGAUAGCGUUACUGUCUCCAAAGAAGCUCCCGAAAUCUUACGAAAGGAGACCAAGACACAAGACCCGCCAAGAUCGCUAUGAGCUCAAAGACAAUAACAGAGCUAGCGAGAAGACGAAGCAGGCUGCGAAGAAAGACCGCGGGGAGAAGAAGCAGAAGAAGCACAAGCGUAAAGAAAAGUCCGGUGCAGCUUUGAUGCAUGACUUUACCGCGCAGAACGUGGCCCACGACCGUCUCACUGCUCUUCAAGUACCUGAUCUUGCCUUCUCCGAAAUGAUCUUCCUCAAAUCUUGUCGAGAGAAGCCCAAGGACUCGUUCGAAGACUCGUCUAAUAGGCCCUCGGAGAAGAAGACGCGGCGGAAGUCGACUAAAGCAGCAGACACAGAAGCAGAAAUUUCAAGAUACUUCAUGUCAGCAAAACCUACAAGCCUCGAUGUGAUGAAACCUCACGGUCAACGACAUCAACAAGACAGGGGACGAUCCCGAGACCACGAGUCACCGCAAGCCUUUGUCGAUCUUCCAGAUAGGCCUUUCCUAGGAUUUGGAAGCUGUGGCCCUAAUACCUCUAUAUCUCCAGCGAAAAUACCUGUCAACACAGAUUCGAGAAGCCUCCAUCGUGAAGACUCGUGGUCUCCUACUCGUUCCACAAGCUAUCUUACCUGGUCCCAAAGUGUGAGGCCGUCCUUCGGCUCUCCUCUGCUCAAUAGGCCGUAUCAUGUUGAACCAUUAACAUCAUCAAAACUAUCUAAUCGUAAACGUAAAUCCCCAGCUCCUCAUAAAGGCCAGUACUCGUUACCAUCUCUAUCUCCACCUUGUGUACCGACAACUUCUUCGAAAACCCAAGAUGCUGCCUCCAUACCUUUCUCGGCGCACGAAAAUGCAAAUGAGGGUCCAAGCCGGAAUAGCGAAUCACGGUCGGCAACGGGUGAACGGCUUAGGUUGAGGGAGAAGAGUCAAAACCACGGCGAUACUGGAAUCAUCAAGCUUGAUGCUGCAAAGAUUCCACACGAAAUUGAAGACUCGAUCGCAGACAGUACUCACCCAGCCGAAACCGCCACACAUGACGGCCCUGAAUCGGCAUUACUCUCUCGAAAUGAAGCUACUUGCCAGUCUUCAGGACAUGAGCCUCAACGCGAGCCUCAACGCGAGCCACAAGCUUAUGGCGUGCGCCCUUUCUCGGCCCAGAUGCCAAUCAUCUCACCACAUAAAGACCCGCUCGACGAUGUGCUCGAGGCACUUCUCACAGAUUGCAAUACUAACGUUGCUGGUAGCGAUCUAGCCUCUCGUGCCACAUCGGGUCACCGCAAUCUUUAUGUUAGGGAGGAAGAGGGGAUACCAGAUAGAAUUCAGGAAUAUUCACGCAUGCCUGCUCGCGCCUUCGUUAAUAGUGUCUACGCUCCCGAGGCUUCGGCGUCCGCCCCAAAAUUUUCUGGGAAGCCUCGCAGCGCAAGCCUUCAACAGGACUUCCCGCAUGACAGUUCCAUUUCUACGCAUACACUAUCUAAGGGGGACCUAAGUUUUUCGAACAGACCAAGCUUAGGGUACGCUCCAGGCUACCGACCCAUUGAAAGUGAAGUGGACUCAAGGAGUGCAUGGAAUGGUUACGGCAACCUUUACGAAAGGCAACAGGAGCAAGCAGAUCCUAGGCCAGAAACUUCGAGAGAAAAUAGACCACCUUACAUAGCUCUGCGAGAGAACCUUUCAGGCUCGUCGCGAGAGACGGACCACACCGCUGCACGCGACGAAUACGCACAAAAGCUUCAUUUUGUGGAGCUAGGAGACGGAUUUGAUGAUCACAGGCCUUAUUUGUAUAAGACGGUACAAGAGGGAAAUGAUAAUGAAGAUUACGAAGAAAUCAGGCAUGGUGAAUGGGAUAUUGAUCAUGGGACAUCGUACGAUUCUGGACCAUCAAUCUUCCAUGAGUCUCACGAAGAUUCCAAUCAUGGAAUUAUGGCCGAAAAUAAUGUCAGUGACUACCAGCGAAGAGAGAUAAAUGCAGAUCAUGAGCAGUCAGUCGCACAAGAGGCCGAUCAGGAUGAAGCUGAGCCCCACCAGCUCUUCACAACAAGCAUACCAGACACGUACCCUUCAUGGCCGAGUCAUCACAUCUUCAGUAGAGAUCCCGGUCUCGAAAGGAUACAGCUGGCCCAGACACUGUUGCAUACGGAAUCCCUAGGGAAAGAGGUGGAACAAAAUGUGGUGGGGACCUCAAAGAAGGAGAAGACCAGGUCUUCGGCAGGCACCAAACCCUCAGAUGUAAACCACACCUGGACCGUCCACCGUGCAACUUCCAACCAGUUCAUAUCGGAGGAAAAGACCCAGACUAUUCUCAGUCAUGUCGAAACCCUGCGUGAAGAGACCCAGAAAGUCAAAGCUGAGAUUGCGGCAAGAAAAGCAAAGCUCCUGAGGCGACGUUCAGAAUUCGCUUCAGCGAAGCACGAGCUGUCUCAAAGCCAAGCAAGCGCCGUCGAACCAGUGGACAAGAGCAUCAAGCGCACCGAACACAGAUGGGAUGUCAUGCACAACAAGACGGCAGAGUCUCGACUAUUCCUUUGCAGGGAAGUAGCGCUGCUCUACGGCUUGCAUCAACGGAAGCGGAAGAAGGGUGGAUUGGGCAGAGAUGUCUACUUCAUCGGAGGAGUUCCCAUUGCUGAUUUAAGGGAUUUAAACAAUGCAGCACCAGCCCAUGUUACAACCUCUACCACUAACCUCGCCCACCUCACUCACCUGGUCUCACAUUACCUCUCUCUUCGCCUCCCUGCCGAAAUCACCCUCCCUCAUAGCGACUAUCCUCUCCCAACAAUCUUCUCACCUAGCUCGUCCUACACAUCUCGCGAAGUACCGUUCCCAGGCUCUACACCACAUCACUCCUCACACAACAGUCCCUCAGCCUCUCGCCAUUCAGAUAACCGCCCACCACCAAGGCCUAGGCCGUUGCACCUCGACAAGAAGUUGUCUGCGCUCGCUAAAGAUGAUCAAGUAGCCUACGCAUCUUUCGUAGAAGGUAUCACCUUCCUGGCUUGGGACAUAGCCUGGCUUUGCAAAACGCAAGGUAUGAACGUUGGUGGUAGCUCUUGGGAAGAAGUCUGUGCUAUGGGGAAGAAUCUGUGGCACUUAAUACUCGGCCCUCCACCGCGCCCUCCAGUACCAAGAGAAGUCUCAAGCAGAAGCUUUCCGAAAAUGCCCACUAGUUCCCGCAUUCCCAAUACCUCAAAUGGCCCACCUGCAGCGGAUAAAACCAAAGAAGCGCCAACUCUAGGCCACUUCUCACAUGGCACCGCAUAUGGCUUUCUCGCAUCGGCCUCUGGGGCAGAAUACAUGCGUGACUGGCGAUUGCAAUCCCCCGUCAAAGUAAUUGAGAAGGUCAAGGCUAUGCUAUCAGCCGAGAGAACAGGGGCAGAGUGGGAGAUUCUAGAGGGCAAUGAAUGGGAGGAGGAGGAAGGGCAAGCUGAAGCACCAGUGCAUAAUUUAGGCAGUGUGGGCAGAAUGCCCAAGAUAGAGGAGACCGGCGUCUUGGUGCCAGCACAGGCGGAAGUUGGGGUACAAUACGCAGGCAACGGAAGUCGACUGCCUAGGAUUGAGGAGACCGGAGUACUUGUGCCAGGCCAGGGGGUAACGAUAGGAAUCGGUGGCGCAGGGCAAGGUGGCGGCGUAGAGGGAGAGGAAAGCGAGGAGAAAGGGAAGGGCAAGAGUGGGUGGAUGAAGCUCAAAAGUAGGUGA
Letharia lupina is the source of this 4326-nucleotide messenger RNA. RefSeq lists its product as uncharacterized. Bases 1 to 4326 code for a protein of 1441 amino acids. Lineage: Eukaryota; Fungi; Ascomycota; Lecanoromycetes; Lecanorales; Parmeliaceae. The record is from RefSeq and is a predicted model, not a curated record. The transcript is spliced from 4 exons.